AUGCGGAGAUCCCUACCUGCAUUUGUGAAGAACUCUUCUAAAGAGACAAUCAGGGAUACAAUUAUCGAUGUUAAUCUACUGCAACAAAUGGAAGAAAGAUCUUUUGAUACCUUUGUAACACUCGCGUAUGAAUGUUUGGAAAGAGAGCAAAAGAACCGCCCUUCUAUGGAGUUGAUCGUGAAAAAGAUUGAAACUGCACUCGAAUAUCAGGAGCAAAGAAAUGUCCCUGUUUUGAAUAUUGUGAACUGGGCAUCGUCUUCAACACCGUAUGUGAUAAAAGAGAAGCGAGUUCUACUUCCUCAAAAGGAACAAACUGGGAGAAAUGUAAUGGCCAAGCGGAAAAGAAAGAAAUUUAUAGAAAUUAUUAACCAGUUUUGA
Molecule: messenger RNA, 378 nt
Organism: Lactuca virosa
Lineage: Eukaryota; Viridiplantae; Streptophyta; Magnoliopsida; Asterales; Asteraceae
Source: the annotation of a GenBank genome assembly